Molecule: messenger RNA, 4416 nt
Organism: Lacerta agilis (Sand lizard)
Lineage: Eukaryota; Metazoa; Chordata; Lepidosauria; Squamata; Lacertidae
Gene: TLE3
Product: TLE family member 3, transcriptional corepressor
Biological process (GO): regulation of DNA-templated transcription; negative regulation of canonical Wnt signaling pathway
Cellular component (GO): nucleus; transcription regulator complex
Molecular function (GO): protein binding; transcription corepressor activity
Source: RefSeq, a predicted model, not a curated record
GGCGUUUGCUGCUGCUGCUGCUGCUUCGCCUUUCUCGGUCCUCCCCCUAUUUGGAGCGCGACGCGGAGUUCUCGUGUUGCAGCGGCGGCGGCGGCGGCGGCGGCAGCAGCAGGAGCCUCGCCUUCUGUGGGUGGCAUUGCAAGGCCGGAUUGGAGAAGGGGGGGUGCCGAACGACGUUUGCUCGCGGCUUGUUCGGGGUGGGGGCCGCAGCUACAACCUUUUGAGGAUUUGCCUCCUUUGAAGAAGCGACCUCCCCUCCCCCUCCCCCCCUCUUCGCCUCCAUGACCGUGGCGACCCCGUCUGGAUCCGGCUGCGCUUUCUUGCGACGCGGAGGACCGUGGGAAGGAGAACAAGGAGCGGAGCCCGCCUGACUCGGCUCCGCGCGCGCGGAGAGGAUCUCGGUGGAGUUACUGCGGAGGAGAGAGAGCCCCCCCACCCCCGCCGCCGAAAAACAACAAUCCGGGCUUUGUUUUUCUUCGUGUGGUUUUCUUGUCUCCCUGCGAGCGAGGAGGAGGAAAUCGUUGCACCCCGGCGGCCAGGGAAAGAGCAGCCGGGCGGAUUUGCAAGGAAGUACCCCCCCCCCCAACACUCCGCGGCAUUUGUCUCGUCUCCUACUCUGCCCGAGGGAGCUUUUCUAGUGGAUCUGCUAACAAAAGGAAAGCCCAGCCGUCCGCCGGCUUUGGAGUAGCUGCGGAUUGUGCGUGUGAACGCGCGCGCUUGGGUGUAUUCAAACGGAGGGGCACCGUUGUUAGAGGGAGGCGUUUGUCUCUUGCCUUCUUCCUCGAGCGGCGGCGGGGGAGCUUUUCUGAGCCCGGGGAGGGGGGUAGGAUGCCCGGAAGGGGCGGCGGCUCCCCCUCGCCCGCCAUCGCCGCUGCCCACCCGGGGGAAGCCCGGCCGUCGUCGUCGCUGCUGCUGCGCUCGGAGGACGAGGAGGAGGCGCGUCAGGCUCCCGGCCGUGGCGGCGGCGGCUGCUGAGGCGCCCGCGCUCGCCUCCUUUGUCCAGGCUUCGGAGGGACCGUCGCUCCGAUCGCGGGGCCGGCCAUGUAUCCCCAAGGAAGGCACCCGGCACCCCACCAGCCUGGCCAGCCAGGCUUCAAAUUCACCGUUGCCGAAUCCUGCGACAGGAUUAAGGACGAGUUCCAGUUCCUGCAGGCUCAGUACCACAGUCUUAAAGUAGAGUACGACAAGCUUGCGAAUGAAAAGACAGAGAUGCAGCGCCACUACGUGAUGUACUAUGAAAUGUCUUAUGGCUUGAACAUUGAAAUGCACAAGCAGACGGAGAUCGCUAAAAGGCUGAACACCAUUCUAGCCCAGAUCAUGCCUUUUCUGUCGCAAGAGCACCAACAGCAAGUGGCUCAGGCUGUUGAGCGUGCCAAGCAGGUCACGAUGACGGAGCUGAACGCCAUCAUCGGGCAGCAGCUCCAGGCCCAGCACCUCUCCGCUGCCCACGGCCCCCCUGUGCAACUCCCGCCUCACCCCUCGGGCCUGCCGCCACCUGGGAUCCCACCGGUCACGGGGAGCAGCUCGGGGCUACUGGCUCUCGGGGCGCUGGGGAGCCAAGCCCACUUGACGGUGAAAGAUGAGAAGAACCACCACGACCUGGACCACCGAGAUCGGGACGCCAGCGCAAAUAACUCCAUCUCCCCAUCAGAGAGUUUGAGAGCCAGCGAGAAGCACAGGAAUCCCACUGACUACAGCAUCGAUUCCAAGAAGCGGAAAGCGGAGGAGAAGGACAGCAUGAGCCGAUAUAACGACAAAUCUUCCACCCCAGGGCUGAAGUCCAACACCCCUACUCCAAGGAACGAUGCCCCAACGCCUGGGACAAGCACCACCCCAGGCCUUCGGCCGAUGCCAGGCAAGCCAUCUGGAAUGGAUCCCUUAGCAUCUGCCCUGAGGACACCCAUCUCCAUUGCCGGUUCCUAUGCCACCCCCUUUGCCAUGAUGGGGCACCAUGAGAUGAAUGGCUCCCUCACCAGCCCUGGGGCCUACGCCAGCCUUCACAACAUCCCGCCUCAGAUGACGGCUGCCGCUGCUGCCGCCGCCGCUGCCUAUGGCCGGUCGCCAAUGGUUGGCUUUGACCCGCAUCCGCCGAUGAGGACCCCCGUCCUGUCCACCAGCUUGGCGUCCAUCCCUGGCGGGAAGCCAGCCUACUCCUUUCACGUGAGUGCCGAUGGGCAGAUGCAACCCGUCCCGUUUCCUCACGAUGCCCUGGCUGGCCCCGGCAUCCCCCGGCACGCCCGUCAGAUCAACACGCUGAGCCAUGGCGAGGUGGUGUGUGCUGUGACCAUCAGCAACCCAACCCGGCACGUGUACACCGGUGGGAAAGGAUGUGUGAAGAUUUGGGAUAUCAGCCAGCCAGGCACCAAGAGCCCCAUCUCCCAGCUGGAUUGCUUGAACAGGGACAACUAUAUCCGCUCCUGCAAGCUCCUCCCGGACGGGCGCACACUGAUUGUGGGGGGCGAGGCUAGCACCCUCACCAUCUGGGACCUGGCCUCCCCCACCCCCAGGAUCAAGGCAGAGCUGACCUCCUCCGCCCCCGCCUGCUAUGCCUUGGCCAUCAGCCCGGACGCCAAAGUCUGCUUCUCCUGUUGCAGCGACGGCAACAUUGCUGUCUGGGAUCUCCAUAACCAAACACUGGUCAGGCAAUUCCAAGGCCACACAGACGGUGCCAGCUGCAUCGACAUCUCCCACGAUGGCACCAAGCUCUGGACGGGAGGCCUGGACAACACAGUGCGGUCCUGGGACCUCCGGGAAGGCAGGCAGCUGCAGCAGCACGACUUCACCUCUCAGAUCUUCUCGCUGGGCUACUGCCCCACAGGCGAAUGGCUGGCUGUGGGCAUGGAGAGCAGCAACGUGGAAGUUCUCCACCACACCAAGCCGGACAAAUACCAGCUCCACCUUCACGAGAGCUGCGUCCUGUCGCUGAAGUUUGCCUACUGCGGGAAGUGGUUUGUGAGCACUGGGAAAGAUAACCUCCUCAACGCUUGGAGGACUCCCUAUGGAGCGAGCAUAUUCCAGUCGAAAGAAUCUUCUUCCGUCUUGAGCUGCGACAUUUCGGCGGACAACCAGUACAUCGUCACGGGCUCGGGGGACAAGAAGGCCACUGUCUACGAGGUGAUCUACUGAGCCCAGGGGAUUCUGCGGGGCCACCACACUCCAGGCAGACUGCGAUCCGACCAGGCGGAGGUCGGGACUCCAGCGGGCAGAUGGAGAGAGUGCCUGAGCACGUCCCCAUGAUGCUCUCUGUUGUGGAAGCUGCACCACCUGGCUGUGGGGCGGGGGGAGAUCUUCCAUCACCCUCUUGGGGUUUGCUGCUCUGGUGGCAAUUGAGACCUUGGCGCUUGGUCCAGCUGUGCGGGAUUUUGCAAACGUUUUCUCCGGAGACCUCAGCCGGCUUGUGGUUUUUCCUGGUUUUUAACUUCUUGGUUCUCAUGCCUGUGAUCUCGGGAAGCAAACUCCGGACCAGAUUUGCUUCCCGGCAGAGACUCGUCCUUCUUUGUCUCUCUGUAAGACUUGUGGGAAAUGUAAAUAGCGGACGAGUUUUAAUACGGUGGGGGACUCCUCCUGGCCUCGGGGGGCCAGCUGUGUAUUUUUUUUUUUCCUCCUCUUACUUUGGUCUGCUGUAACUGUAUUCCACUGGGGUUUUGGUUUUUUGGUUUUGGUGGUGGCCACCCUUCUCCUGCCCCCCCCCCUUCCAAACACUCAUUUGGUAGAGAGACUCUGCUGACCUACCACUUGCCCCAGCGGGAGCAAAAUUUCCCUCCGACAUCCCAUCUUCUACUGCCGUACCUGUGAAGCAUCCGCUGUCUCUUUUUCCAAGACCCGAACCCUUGUCCGGAUUGCAACCUUUAGCCGCUGACGGACGGCAGCAAUGGAACAAUCACCACCGUCUUCUAUAGGGAUUCUUAUUUUUAUUUUUUAAAAGCACUUCCGUCUUUGGAGCGAAGCGAUGAAUGAGAGGUCCAUAUCCGGAUAGGGUUUUGGACCCCACCAUGCCUGUCACAUGCGACCUUUAGAUCUAGAUGCUGAGGGAAGGAGUUUCAAGAAAGCAACGUUCAACAAUAUGCUCAGGGAGCCAGAGAGAGAGAGAGUGAGAGAGAGAAAGCUAAUAGCAACUUGUGUGGGCUUUUUAAUUUUAUUUUAAACACUCCAAUGAAAGUAAAAGUGAUAGAGAUGGUAACGUUUAAAUGCAGGUUGUUGUUGUUUUUAAAACGUUUACUAACACGAAGCGAUUUCUGUGCGACGGGGGACUGGGGGUGGCGUUGGCAUCUAGUGGGGGUUUUGUGUGGCUUUGGCAAAUCUUCCCUCUCCCAGCCUCUUGGAUCAAGUGAAAGUUGGAGGGGGAGGGGAGGAGGAGGGAGACUCGCCCUCCUGACGUUUUUUGUACUAAAGGAGAAAAUAAAAUUUAAACACGGG